AGUUUUCUAUUUCCUCCUUAGGUUUCCCUCCGCCUUUGUGAAUGAGUGUUACUCUGCUUCUGUUCCAGUCUUGCCAAGACGAACAGACAACAGGAGGUGCCGUUGUAAAGGCAACACCUCCGGCACCAGCGGCAUCAGUCACAUCACUUCAUGGGGAUGGCUUCGCGGGUGCUAAGUGUUUUGGCGCCUGGCGAGUCUGUGUUAGCGUGACAGUGGCGGAGAACGAGGUAUUAUUAACGUUAAAGCCACAGAGGAGCUAGGAACAGCCACAGUAAGCCAGGGCAAGGAGCGGCAGGGCCAGGAGGGUGCCUGGUGUGAGGCUCCUGUACCCUUACCCAUGGACCGCAAGGUGCUGCAGACCUCCGCCGAGACGCGCCGGGCCAUCGUCACCCUGCACACCCGCGGACUGAGCAACGCCGAGGUAGCGAGGCAGCUAGGGGUGAGCACCCGCACCGUGUGGCUGUGGGUGCGGCGCUACAGGUCCACCGCCAGCCUGAAGGACUCCCCCAGGGCGGGGCGGCCGCGCGGCACCACGCCCCGCCAGGACAGGGUCAUCGCGGAGGCCAUCAAGGCUGACCCGUUCACCACGGCUGUCGACAUCAAGCAGGAGCACAACCUCCCCUGCUCCGUCCAGACCAUCAGGAACAGGAUGCACGCCCUCAGGAGGACCAGCCAUGCCCCCGUCAAGCCUGGUCACACCAAGGACAAGCCAACAGGCGCAUCAAUAGAGACAGCCCCACCCUGCCCCCCUCCACUCCUUUCUUUCCCUGCCUCAUCCAGCCUCACAGAAGCUCUUACAACCCCUGUCAAGAAAGAGUUUGACAGUGAUGCAGAAACUUCACCUUCUCCCAGUAAUUCAUCGUCCUCUAUCACAUCCUCCUCCUGGACUGUCCCCCAUUCCCAGAAAAGAGGGGAAGAGGGUGCCCCAAAUUGUAGGAUAAGCAGGAUAGACAAUGAGAUAGCGAGUGUGAAGGCUGAGCCCCUGUGUGAAGACAGGCCAGAAUGGGCAACAGUAUGGAUUAAAAAGGAGGAGGAAGAUAACGACUAUAAGGUGGAGGUGGAAGAUGAAGCAGUGGAAGCAGAGUACACAGCUGUCACACCUACUGAUGCUCAAGGAAUUAAUGGAUGCACCUCGGGCAGCGGACGGACACUCAACAACAGUGAAAGGCGCCCAGUCAGUCCCUCCGCAGACAGGAGACGGAAAUGUCCACGUCUGGCCCCGCCUGAAGCUGACUUCCCCUGGCAGAAGGCAACAGCCACAGCCUCCCCCCAGCAAGCCUUGGAAGCUGCACCACCACAGGGCAUCCCUCUUGUGCACUCCCCUGAAGAGGUGUGUCCCUCCCCUGCCUCACCUGCAGUGCUUCUCUCAGAUACAGAAGAUCAGCAUUCCAUUGUUCUUUUAGAUCCUGCAAGGGAAUCCCCCACACACAUCCAUUCUGACUCAGAGGAAAGUGAGGGUUCAGAGUUGCAUCCUGAGGGGUCUGAAGCCUUUCCCUUCAGGGACAUCUUCUUAGACAGUGACUCCUCCAGCAUUGAGUCUGAGGAUGAGGAGGCCAGGGCAGGCCCUCCACCCCCAGGGGAAAUAGUAAAUGUAAUGUGGAACUGGGUGAAGGGAGACUUUGUUCCUGAUCUUUUUCCAUUUGAUGCCUCUGGCAGUGGUGUUUCAAGUAAGGUGAAGAUCACCGAAGGGAGCUCAGAACUCGACUGUUUUAUGCAUUUCUUUGACACACCUAUAAUGGGUCUGAUCAGCCGGGAGACCAAUAAGCAGUAUCACUUUAUUACAAAAAAACAAAAUUUGUUAUAUGUGAAUGGGUGGCAGGAUGUUACCUUGAAUGAGCUUUACUUGUUCCUGGGCCUCUGCAUGGCCAUGCCACACAUCAGUAAUGGGGACAAGAGUGAUUUCUGGUCCUCACUCCCUGGCAUCCAGGCGCCCUUCCUCUUCAGGUUCAUGCCGGAGGCCCGCUACAAAAUAAUUGCCAAGAUGCUUCACUUCUCCAGCAACUCUGUCCGCCUCAAGGAUCCUCUGGCCAAGAUAAGACCCGUCUACAAACACCUGAAGAAGAGGUUCAAGGAAGUCCUUCAUCCCUUCAGGAACAUUGUGAUUGAUGAGAGUCAAUUGUUGUUCAAGAGUAGACUUGCAUUCCGCCAUUCCAUCCCAACCAAGGAACACGAUUAUGAGGCCAAGACCUACGUCCUGUGCGACUGCAAGACUGGCUUCAUCAUGGACUUCCUUAUUUACUCCAGCAGAGCAACCGAAGGAGCCAGCCACGACCCGCAUGGCACAUCAGGGGCCAUAGUGAAGCGGCUGUUGGAGCCUCUGUACGGGAGGGGACACACCCUGUUCGUGGGCGGCUGGUGCACGAGUGCACCGCUGUUCCACUACCUCCUCACAAAGAGAGUUGGUGCCUGUGGGAUAAUGAAGGCCGACUGCAGAUAUUGUCCACAGUUUGAAUAUGUGCCUCGAGGGUCAAAUGUCCAGUACCAUGCCAAUAAUGUUCUUGCGGUAAGGUGGCAUCAUAGGACUAAAAAGAAGCAUCUUCUAAGCACCGUGCAUGGAUGUGAUGGAUCCAAAGUAAAUAAGCCGCAGCCAUUCACAGACUUCAUCAGCAACACCAAGCGGCUUGGGAUUUCAGACACACAGAUCUUCUUCGCAGAGAUGAAGGAGGUGAAGUGGUACAAGAAGCUGUUCUAUCACCUGCUGGACAUCGCCAUCCUCAACUCCUACAUACUCUUUGUCCUGAAGACUGGAACAAGACCGCUGUAUCAGACCUUCCACCGACGGCUUAUCAGGCAGAUAUUUGAGAGGUUUGGGGGUGAGGCGGAGAAGCCCAAACUGAAGCCACUGAGCGACGAGAGCCUUCCAUUACGGUUCCUGCUCUCCAAAGGCCAUUUCGCUCGGCUGCUCAUUGAAAAGGAAGACAAGAAGGAGGUUCAGAAGAGCUGUUACGUCUGUGCCAACACCACACGCAGGCCCAAGAAACAAAAGGCCACGUGUUACUACUGUUCGGUGUGCGAGAUCCCGCUGUGCAUCGUUCCCUGCUUUGAAAAGUACCACACCAUCAAGGAGUUCUAAGAGAGGUGAUUAAUGGGGGUUGUAUGGCGAGUGCAGGCAGUGGAAAAGAGUUAUUUGAGGAGUGCUUGUGGUGUGAGUAGAAUGGAUGGAAUGAAUAAUGAAAGUGUGUACGAGCAUUUUGAAAUGUGUCAUGUGGGUGAAGGGAAGAAGUGUGGAGUGGUGGAAGAAGUGGAGCGACAGACUUUAAAGUGGUUUGGCCACAUGGAGCGAAUGAAGGAGAGUAAGAUGACCAGAAGGGUGUAUGUGAGUGAGAUAGAGGGAGGGAAUGCUAGAGGACGACCUCCAGUGAAAUGGAGGGAUAGGGUGCAGGAGUAUGUCAGGGAGAGAGGGGGAAGAUCCUUGAGAAACUUUGAUCAGGCAAGGAGGGAGUUUCUGUAUAGAGAGAGAUGGAAACUCUUCUGCUGUGGCCAUCCCCUGGUAGGAGCUCCUAGGAGCAGGCGUCCAGGAUGAAUGAAUGAAAAAGGUAUGUCUAGAAUAUAUUUAGGGCAUUUGUCUUUAUGGUACCUGUCUAGAUUUUUAUAUUUGGGUUCUGUUUAUUUAUUUCUAGUUUCUGGUUUUGAUUACAUGGCGAGAAAGUUUAUUUUGGGUCACUUAUUUCUAUGAUACGCUAUCUAGAUUUUGUUUCUAUUUUGGUUUGGUUUAUCUGUAGAGUUUCAGGUUUUAUCCCUUAUCAGGUUCUCAUUUGUGCCAUAUCUGCUGUUAUUUAUUAUUUUUAUAUUUACUUUCUUACACCACUGGACCACUGGAAGCAGCUCAAGGGCAUUAAAAACUAAACAAAGAUGCCUGUUAACCCCUACGGGACAGGGAGCGGCGAUCGCCUCUCGGUUGACAGAGGACAGGUGGCGGUGAUCGCCGCUCUGCUUAUAUUUCGCCCAUGUUAGCCAUUUUCCCAAAUUUUUUCCUCCCCAUAUAUGUCAACACUUGUCCUGAGUACUUCUAUCAUCGAGUCAGUGCGUCUGAGGCUUUCUUAGUGGGUGGACAUGUGCAAAUAGAAUAUCUGUGUUCGAAACGCCUCGUCAGUCUGUGCGGCCAGUGGCUACGUCCACUCCAAUAGCUAAUUCAUCACGUACUGAUCGCUCAAGUGCUAGACCUUCCGACAGUGCAAUAGAACAUGAACUUGAUAUUUCUAUUGUAACUCUAGAAAGUGAUUCUGAGUGGAGUGACUGAUUCUGAGUGGCAUAAUACAAGUAGCGAUGAUGACGGGGCAACCACCUCAGGUCCACCAGCUCUGACCACGUGCACUGCUGCGACAUGUUCCACACCUGUUACAGCCCCGUCCACCAGUGGGCAGGAAAUGACAGGGCCAAACUCUAUAUAUACCAAGUCAAGUCACUGCCUUCAAAAUUGCUACUAGCAUGUGCAGGGGGUGGUUUGGGGUGGAGCUGCGGGGUGACGUCAUUUGAAUCCAAAUACCCGCCAGUUCACGGGUGACUAAAGCUGCGGCCGUGUGUGCACUUUGGAUGUGGUCUCUCGUCUUCUUUCACCGCGCGUUCAGGCAAGCCAUCGACGAAAAAAUAUGCCUUUUUAUUGAGCUAUGUGCGACUGUAAUUCCACUGCCUACAAAUGGCGGUGUGAGGGGGUGGGGGGGCAUGUUGAAGUGAUUGAUUUAAAUUAGUCCGCCUUUCUUCGUUUUCUCUAAAUCCCAGUUUCUACAUUCUCUAGUUUGUCCCCAAGCAACGUCCUCCCACAAAACUGCGUAUGACUUGACUUGGUAUAUAUAGACUUUGGAAAAGGCAGCCUUCUGCUCCCCUUACAUCUUCGCUACGUUCUUCUCCACCUGUAUCUCCUCCAAGGCCCAGGAGGAGGAUUGAGUUUGCAUUAUCCUCUUCCUCUGCUGAAUCUACUCCUCCCAGAAGUGAUGCAAGAGGCCAUACAUGAGAAAGAGCAGGCAGAAGAGGAAUAAGAAGGAGGAGAGCGAGACAAACAUGAGUUGGGAGGGGAAGGAGAGUGGGGGAUGAUAACGUUAUCACACCUCCACAGCGUGUUAGUCUGAGCCAUAGCAAGCCAGAGUCGAGAAAGAAAACGGACACUGACUCGGUCACCAAAUAUCUGCAGUAAUUACUCCCAUCCAACACACUGUAUCUCAAUAACUACAGAAUCGAGACACUUUGGGAAGAUUCCAUUUGAAAGAGGAAGAGUUAAUGAUAGUCAGAAGGCAUAUUUCAUUCACCUCGUUUCUCUAGUUAAAUAGUAUUGAUAAAGUGAAUGUCGAUGAAAAUAAGAGAUUGACGCGUGUUUGCCUGUACACCGAGACAGGAAAUUACAACCCGGCCUGUCCCGUAGGGGUUAAGCAUCAUAUAUAUAGUCAUUAUGUAUUACCACUUUAUCUGAUGUUUGCUUUGUUCUUUUUGUUAUCGUUAAGGUUUAGUAUGAGGUGCAGUCUUUCAUGCCCCUCGCAACCUCAGUAAAAAAUAAAGGUGUUUUCGUCUUGGCUCAGUAAGUGUGACGAGCCCAGCAGGUGACCUUAAUAAUUGAACCAUGUACCUGAUUAUGAUGGUAGUGAUGCUGACAGUGAUGAUUGUGAAGGUUUGUUACGGGAGUGUUCUUCGCUGUCAUCAUCCUUCACUCCUUUGUUGUGUUUCUUGAUCUUUUUCCUCUCUCCCACAAUCCCCUCGUCCUCUUUCUCCUCACUCUCACAAUCCCCUCAUUCUCUUUCUCCUCUCUCUCACAAUCCCUUUCCUUCUUUCUCCUCUCUCCCACAAUCCCCUUCCCUCUUUCUCCUCUCUCUCACAAUCCCUUUCCCUCUUUCUCCUCUCUCCCACAAUCCCCUUCAUUCUUUCUCCUCUCUCUCACAAUCCCCUCACUCUCUUUCUCCUCUCUCUCACAAUCCCCUCACUCAUUCUCCUCUCUCUCACAAUCCCCUCACUCAUUCUCCUCUCUCUCACAAUCCCCUCACUCUCUUUCUCCUCUCUCUCACAAUCCCCUCACUCUCUUUCUCCUCUCUCUCACAAUCCCCUCACUCUCUUUCUCCUCUCUCUCACAAUCCCCUCACUCUCUUUCUCCUCUCUCUCACAAUCCCCUCACUCUCUUUCUCCUCUCUCUCACAAUCCCCUCACUCUCUUUCUGACAUUUGGCAUCACCAGAAACCAUCCUUCGAAGUUCUCAGGUGCAGUUGUGGAACACCUGAUGUAAAAGACAUAUUUUGUACAUUAAUAACUGGUAUACCAGUCCAGCUCUGGCAAAAUAUUUGCUAGACCAUAACAGUGGCACAGUGGGAACAGUAAAGGCAAAUAGAAAAUCCAUGCCCAAAUUUGAUAAAACAAGAAAAGGUGAUGUAAAGAAAUAUCAAAGCAAUGACACGUUGGUGAUCAAGUGGCAUGAAAAAAGAGAAGUGCACAUCAUCUCCACUGUGCACACUGGCAGGAUGGUAGACACAGGCAAACGUCACUGGCAAACAAGAGAAAACAUUUUCAAGCUGGAUGCUGUCAUAGACUAUAAUGCCAAGUUUCAAGUAUAUAUGUUUUAUUUUGAAUUUUGUAUGAAUACUCUUAUGUAAAAAAUCAUGUUUGCGGCUACAGUAAACCCCCGUGAUAUCGCGGUUUUGUUUACACAGUCUCAGUA
Molecule: messenger RNA, 6634 nt
Organism: Eriocheir sinensis (Chinese mitten crab)
Lineage: Eukaryota; Metazoa; Arthropoda; Malacostraca; Decapoda; Varunidae
Product: piggyBac transposable element-derived protein 4-like
Exons: 5
Coding region: 338-3073 (911 amino acids)
Source: RefSeq, a predicted model, not a curated record